AGAAGCAUUACAAACAAACUCGGUGAUUGGCUUAUUUAUAGCCCAUUAUUAGUCUUCAUCAUUUCAUGGGGGUUGGCCGCUCAGUCUCCGAAGUUUCUUCCACUCCUCCCACGGACCAACUGCACUGAACAUCUUUUUGUGUUUCUGUUUCUGUUUUCUGCAAUCCGAUUAAUAUCCUUCUCUUUCCAACCAAACCCACGUAGGAAAUUCACACUCUUGCUUGAUUAAUUUCCCCUUAAAAGCCAUGACUACCAGCGUCUCCGGCGGCGGAGGCGGCGGCGGAAUCAAAUGCAAUGAAUUCUUGCCUUUUUUAGUACAGGUUGGACGGGGAAGAUGGUUUACCAUUUUCGCCUCCUUCCUGAUCAUGACCGGCGCCGGCGCAACUUACCUUUUCGGAAUCUACUCCAAGCAGAUAAAAGCCUCUCUUGGGUACGACCAAACGACGCUGAAUCUGAUGGGGUUCUUCAAAGAUCUUGGAGCCAACGUUGGGGUUUUCUCCGGCCUCAUUGCCGAGGUAACCCCGACAUGGUUUGUCCUGCUCUUCGGCUCCGCCAUGAAUUUCACCGGAUACUUCAUGAUUUGGCUGGCCGUCACCGGAAAAAUCGCCAAGCCGAAGGUGUGGCACAUGUGCGCCUACAUAUGCAUCGGAGCAAAUUCACAGAACUUCGCGAACACGGGCGCUCUCGUCACCUGCGUCAAGAACUUCCCCGAAAGCAGAGGUGUCAUGCUCGGGCUGCUCAAGGGCUUCGUGGGGCUAAGCGGCGCCGUCAUGACGCAGCUCUACUUGGCCAUCUACGGAAACGACGCCGUUUCCCUCAUUCUUCUCAUCGCUUGGUUUCCCGCCGCGCUCUCCGUGGUCUUCGUGUACACGAUCCGCACCAUGAAGGUUGUGCGGCAGCCGAACGAGCUCAGAGUCUUCUACCAUUUCCUCUACGUCUCGAUCGUGCUGGCGUUGUUCCUCAUGGCUAUGACUAUCAUUCAGAAGCAGAUUGUUUUCUCCCACGAAGCCUACGCCGGCAGCUCCGUCGUCAUUUCUUUCAUGCUCUUUGUUCCUCUGUUUAUUGCCAUUCGAGAAGAGCUGGUUCUCUGGAACCUCAAGAAACAAGAGCCAGAGAAAAUUCAGUCAAAACAGGUGGUAGCCCCGCCGCCGCCGGAGAAGGAGGAGGAGAAGAAGGCGGAGACAUCUUGUUUCGCCAACAUAUUUGACAAACCCCCAAGAGGAGAAGAUUAUACCAUUUUACAAGCCCUCCUCAGCAUUGACAUGCUCAUUCUAUUCCUCGCUACAUUAUGCGGACUCGGAGCAAGUUUGACGGCGGUAGACAACUUGGGUCAGAUUGGCGAGUCGUUGGGUUACCCGGCCCGAACCGUAAGCACAUUCGUCUCACUCGUCAGCAUAUGGAAUUACUUCGGUCGGGUCUUCGCCGGAUUUGUCUCCGAGACUCUCAUGGUCCGAUACAAGCUCCCCCGGCCGCUAAUGAUGACAUUUGUGCUUAUUUUCUCGUGCGUCGGCCACCUCCUCAUCGCCUUCCCCGGCCCCGGAACUGUCUACGUGGCGUCCAUCAUCAUCGGAUUCACGUUCGGCGCGCAGUUGCCUCUGCUUUUCGCCAUAAUUUCCGAGCUCUUCGGGCUCAAGUACUACUCCACGCUGUUCAACUGCGGGCAAUUGGCGAGCCCACUUGGGUCGUACAUUCUCAACGUGAAGGUGGCCGGGUUGCUCUACGACAGAGAGGCAUUGAAGGAGCUGGCGAAGAAGGGGUUGGAUAGAUCGUCAGUGAAGGAGCUGAUUUGCAUUGGCCCCCAUUGUUAUAGACUAUCUUUCAUAGUUAUGGCUGCUGUCACCUUCUUUGGAGCUCUUGUUACGUUGAUUUUGGUGGGGAGGACGCGGGAGUUUUACAGGGGCGACAUUUAUAAGAAGUUCAGAGAGGCAGCCAUUAACAUAACGACAGAUGCUGAGACACCGAAAGAGAAAAACAGAGGGAAGGAGAACUUUUGAUUGGGGUUUAUUUAUAUAUAUGCAAAUGUAUUCUGGUUCUGAAUCUAUGUUUAUUAAUUUAGCUUGCAACAAGAAUCAAAAGGGUUGUCGAUUACUGCUAAAUGGAUCCCAUUUUUCUGCAUA
Molecule: messenger RNA, 2116 nt
Organism: Corylus avellana
Lineage: Eukaryota; Viridiplantae; Streptophyta; Magnoliopsida; Fagales; Betulaceae
Product: Major facilitator superfamily protein
Cellular component (GO): membrane
Source: RefSeq, a predicted model, not a curated record